Sander lucioperca (pikeperch) is the source of this 1524-nucleotide messenger RNA. Its product is annotated as probable palmitoyltransferase ZDHHC12. Gene Ontology annotation, biological process: peptidyl-L-cysteine S-palmitoylation; protein targeting to membrane. Bases 270 to 1079 code for a protein of 269 amino acids. The record is from RefSeq and is a predicted model, not a curated record. Gene Ontology annotation, molecular function: protein-cysteine S-palmitoyltransferase activity. The transcript has 6 exons. Lineage: Eukaryota; Metazoa; Chordata; Actinopteri; Perciformes; Percidae. Gene Ontology annotation, cellular component: Golgi apparatus; endoplasmic reticulum.
CUAGUUUGUCCUUCGCAACUUCCCGUACCAAAAUAAGGAAGCGGCUAAUGGAUAAUAUAGCUACAACCAGAGAAAAAAAUAUAUAAAAUCUGCAUGUAUUACUGUAGCUAGCUAUAUGAUAACUUUAUUUAUUCCACGUUUAUUUCCUAGCAUAGUUAAAACGUAUUUUAUUUAAUAUGUAUUUAAAUAUUGUUUGUUUUAUUUUCGUAAAAUAGCUAUGUUGUUGCUACCGAGGCUAGCUAGUUAGCAGCGGUGCUAAUAGAUUAAAAAUGAUGCAGAACAUGUUUCGGACCGGGUUUCUGGUUCGGGCCACACACACCCUGCUCACUUGGGUCAUAACCCUCAUACUGUUCCUGCACAACACUGAUUUGCGGAAGUGUGAGGAGCGAGGCGAGCUGUUGCUGCCAGUUCUGUUCUUCCUCCUGGUCGUGCUGUCGGUGCUCUUAUACUUUGCUGUUUCUUUAAUGGACCCUGGCUUCGUUCUUGCUGACAGCGUCAAGGGCUCAAAUGAGGAAAUGGAGUCGAUGAUUCCUCAGUCUUCGACCCCUCGGCUGCGGCGCUGUGGACAUUGCCUGCUGCAGCAGCAGCCAAUGAGAGCGAAGCACUGUCAGACGUGUAAACACUGCGUUCGUCGCUUCGACCACCACUGCCCCUGGAUCGAGAACUGCGUGGGAGAGAGGAACCACCGCUGGUUCAUCGUCUACCUGCUGGUGCAGCUGCUCGCUCUGCUGUGGGCGCUUCACAUCGCCCUGUACGUGAGAGUGUCAGGCAUCUCACCUAGCCUCACAUGGUCGCUGUGGUUCAGAGUGAACGGGUUCCUUUUGGCGGCGCUGGUCGUUGUCGGCGUCUUCUCUGUGGUGGCGGUGAUGCUGCUGGGCAUCCACCUUUACCUGGUCUCCAUCAACUGCACCACCUGGGAGUUCAUGUCGCGUCACAGGAUCGCGUACCUGAAGAACUGCGGAGACGAGGAGAACCCGUUUGACCGCGGAGUCUUCUGCAACCUGUGGGAUUUCUUCUGCAUCUGCAGGACGGUGGCGUGGGAGCAAACGUACGACAGAAACACCCCAAAUUCUGUCUGACCUCCAACCAGACGGCACGUCACCGGGAAAGAAAGUCAUUUUUGAACCUCAACAGCAGAGAUUUGAAUUAUUUUAUGUUCCCUUUUAGGUCGAAGUUUACAAUUGAAGUGGACCAUGAAAUGUUUCCUAACUACCUGCAAACGUUGUUGCCGUUAGAGCAGACGUGCAGUAAGCUUAUUAUAUAUAGUUAGUAGUAUACUAACUUUUCCAACAUUUUUCAUACAGAUAACAAAACAUGAUACUUUGAUUUGCUGGCUUUUGACUACAAACACAUUUUAAAAACACAUUGGCCUGUUUUUUGGUCGGACAACUUUGGUCCUGACUGAAAUAUCUCAAAAACUAUUGGAUGGAUUGUCAUUAAAUAAAUUAACAUUUAUGUUUCUUAGAGGAUAAAUCCUAAUGCCUGGCUGUCCCCGAAUCAGGAUUUUUAGGGUCUUUUUGUGAA